CCCCCUCUCCUCUCCCUCUCACACUCACACGCUGCAGCAGCAGCAGCAGCAGCAGCUUUCCCACCGACUCCUCCCCCUCCUCCAUUAAUGGCCGCCACCAAGAACCCUCCAACCCCCACGUGACCUCCUCCUCCCCUCCCCCUCCCCCUCCCCCUCCCGACCUCGCCGCCGGCGACCUCCCUUCUUCUUCCUGCUUGCCUGCUCGCUUGCCUGCCUGGUUCGACCGAUGCUGAGCUCGUCGCCCUCGGCGGCGGCGCCGGGGAUAGGAGGGUACCAGCCGCAGCGCGGGGCGGCGGUCUUCACGGCGGCGCAGUGGGCGGAGCUGGAGCAGCAGGCGCUCAUUUACAAGUACCUCGUCGCCGGUGUCCCCGUCCCGGGCGAUCUCCUCCUCCCAAUCCGCCCCCACUCCUCCGCCGCCGCCACCUACUCCUUCGCCAACCCCGCCGCCGCGCCCUUCUACCACCACCACCACCACCCCUCUCUGAGCUAUUAUGCCUACUAUGGCAAGAAGCUUGACCCUGAGCCGUGGCGUUGCCGCCGCACCGACGGCAAGAAGUGGCGGUGCUCCAAGGAGGCGCACCCCGACUCCAAGUACUGCGAGCGCCACAUGCACCGUGGCCGCAACCGUUCAAGAAAGCCUGUGGAAUCCAAGACCGCUGCCCCUGCGCCCCAGUCGCAGCCCCAGCUGUCCAAUGUCACGACCGCGACUCACGACACCGAUGCGCCUCUCCCGUCACUCACUGUGGGUGCUAAAACCCACGGUCUGUCCCUUGGUGGUGCUGGCUCGUCGCAGUUCCAUGUCGACGCACCAUCGUACGGCAGCAAGUACUCUCUUGGAGCUAAAGCUGAUGUGGGUGAACUGAGCUUCUUCUCAGGAGCAUCAGGAAACACCAGGGGCUUCACCAUUGAUUCUCCAACAGAUAGCUCAUGGCAUUCACUGCCUUCCAGUGUACCCCCAUACCCGAUGUCAAAGCCAAGGGACUCUGGCCUCCUACCAGGUGCCUACUCCUACUCCCACCUUGAACCUUCACAGGAACUUGGCCAGGUCACCAUCGCCUCGCUGUCCCAAGAGCAGGAGCGCCGCUCUUUUGGUGGUGGAGCGGGGGGGAUGCUAGGAAAUGUGAAGCACGAGAACCAGCCGCUGAGGCCUUUCUUCGAUGAGUGGCCUGGGAGGCGAGACUCGUGGUCGGAGAUGGAUGAGGAGAGGUCCAACCAGACCUCCUUCUCGACAACCCAGCUCUCGAUCUCCAUCCCGAUGCCCAGAUGUGGGUCCCCUAUCGGUGAUUGAGAACUUUGCUGCUUGUGGCAGCGGGGUGGACCUCUACCCCGCAUUUUACCGCUGCUAGUGAGUUGGAUCAGUGAUUGCGCCUCCCCUGGUUCUUUGUUCAAUUGUAUCGUGCUAUGAACUAGUUAAGAGAACCCUACUUUUUUUUUCUAGUAGAAGAGACAGAAAACUCUUAUCCAUCAUCAUGUUUUAAGAUUCCACGAUGUUUUGUACCUGCAACCCACGACCUGCCGGCUGCUGGAAGUUACUGGCUGUCUGUAAUGUUUGUAGUAGAUGAUCUAUGAUGUAUCAUGUAUCUAUCUACUUGUUCCGAAUUGCGGAAACCAAAGCCGAUAAUCUGGCAUGUGCCAACGUCCUCCUUAAAGCUCUUGUGCUAUGUAUUUUGCUUUUGGUGGGAAAAAAGAAGAAAAGAAGGUUCCAUUUUUCUUAAUAAUUCAAGUUUGUAGAAUCAAAACCAGGCGUGACGUUGUGGUAUUCGUUAUUCCUUUUGCUUUGAAAAGAAGACGAUGAAAGAAAGAUAUGUGCACGUGAACUCCAAAAGGAGAAUGCCGCUCAGAUGUUAACUGCAGCCUUUUGAGCCGAUAUCUGGGAGGGAUGAUGCGGCAACUGCAAUGCAAAUGCAAAUGCCAAAAGGAUACAAGAAGGUAAGGGAAAACGAGAGAGAAAAAAAAGAAAAAGAUAGCUGAGCCUUUGGCAGGAGGGAGCACGGCCUGAACCUGAUGAACGUGAGGUCUCCGUCUCCAUCUCCUUUGGCAGGCAGACGCAGGGAUGGAUGGGGAUGUCGUUUCAGUACAGAAAAAGCCUCAGUGCACAAACACUCCGGCGCGGUCAAACAUGGAAAUGAACACAUGUAUACAUAUACUGUUAUUGCUACUGUACAUGAAUACUUGACUGGAUGGUACAUGAUGCCCAGAGAGAGCACUGAACCACAACAUGCCCAGAGAGAGGCUCUGCGCAAACUGCAAAGCAGCAGCAGCACUACGCUUUGGUACUCGCAAAAAAUAUCAUCGUCACUCACGACAGACAUGUUCACAGCUCUCCACAACAUUUUAUAGCAACAGCAACAGCACAUUUUAUAAGAUACAGUAAUAAUAGCAAUAGUAUAUAUUUAUUAUUAUUAUUUGAUUGCUGCAGACGCGCUGGUCAUGCACUCAUGCAUGCCUGCAUGGUGCAUAAACAACUGGACAAGCAUAGCCGCACCACGUAGUGGUAAUAGUCCUAUAACAAUAUUUGACAUAGUAGUAGUAGUACUGUAGUAGCUGCGAUGUCACAGGCAGGGGCCAGCCAACGCAGAGCAGAAACGACUCAACAAGCGUCACGUCACUAGGGAGCAAAUAACACACAGUUCCGACUCGAAACACAAGGUUUCCAUGCAGACGCGCCCGGCCAUGCUUGCAUGCCCCCGAGGAUCAGCUGCAUCCUCGAGGUGCUGUCAUGGAUGGAUGCCAAUGCAAGGCAAGAUAGGAGUACCAGCAGGCUGGCACAUCUCCAUUUUUAUUGGGGUAUGAGAUUCACAACCAAUACGACACUACUAGGAAACA
Messenger RNA from Oryza sativa Japonica Group (Japanese rice), 2826 nucleotides. The record is from RefSeq and is a predicted model, not a curated record. NCBI's taxonomy places the organism in Eukaryota, Viridiplantae, Streptophyta, Magnoliopsida, Poales, Poaceae.